This is a messenger RNA of Lathyrus sativus (Indian pea), 549 nucleotides long. Lineage: Eukaryota; Viridiplantae; Streptophyta; Magnoliopsida; Fabales; Fabaceae. The record is from the annotation of a GenBank genome assembly.
AUGCGCUAUGGUCAUUGGGACACUUACCUUCCAGCCGUGAAUGAUAAGGUUAAGGAAAAGAUUAUGAGCGCACUAAGAGUGAGUGACCGCGGAGAAAAUAUAAUUGGAUUGUGUGGACCAGAUAAAAGAGUCAACCAUUCUAUAAAUACAGUUAUACGAAGAGCGGGCAGAGAUCAAUUGUUCCAAGAGAUUGUCUUUGCAACUGUGACUAAGAAACCAGACAUUACAAAUAUUCAAACACAGCUUGGUAUUACAAUAGGUCUCAAUUUUGAUGAUAACACGAACCUAGCUGAAACCACUUGUUUCAUGUGUUUUGGUAAUAAUAGAAGAAUGAGAAUUGCAGAAAGAGCUAACCUUUUGUGUGCUAAGAUGAAGGAGCUACAAACAAUCCUAGUUGUAAUGUAUGAUCUUCAUGGAAGACUCGAUUUAGGUGAGAUUGGUAUUCCCUUUGGUGAAGAUCAUAAUGGUUGCAAGAUAUUGUUGACAUCUUCAAAUUUGGAGGUUUUGUCCAAACAAAUGAAGGUUCAUAAAUUGAUACAAAUAUCAUAG